Messenger RNA from Trichechus manatus latirostris (Florida manatee), 1836 nucleotides. It is a transcript of the gene NT5C1B, whose product is annotated as 5'-nucleotidase, cytosolic IB. Gene Ontology annotation, biological process: adenosine metabolic process; nucleotide metabolic process. The record is from RefSeq and is a predicted model, not a curated record. The transcript is spliced from 10 exons. NCBI's taxonomy places the organism in Eukaryota, Metazoa, Chordata, Mammalia, Sirenia, Trichechidae. Bases 1 to 1836 code for a protein of 611 amino acids. Gene Ontology annotation, cellular component: cytosol; cytoplasm. Gene Ontology annotation, molecular function: nucleotide binding; 5'-nucleotidase activity; magnesium ion binding.
AUGAGUCAAACAUCCUUGAAACAGAAAAAGAAGAAUGAGGCCGGGAUGAGGUACUCAAAAGAAAGCCUAGAAGGAGAGAAAAGAAAGGAUUCUGAGAAACCAGGAGUUCGUGUGACCACUCAGAUGAAGCGUGCAUUCUAUCCGAAUCACUCAGUGAGAUGUUGCUCCAUGCGAGGUCACUCGUCGUGUAGACACUGCCUUUGUGCAGCUGAGGGAACAGGAACAGUACUUCUUGGCCCCUGCCACACAAUACGUAUUUAUAUUCACAUGUGCCUGUUGUGGGAGCAGGGCCGGCAGAUCACCAUGAUCAGGGGAUCCCAAGAGUUAACAAAGGCAGACUCUCGAGGAUAUCUCGUGCGAAAUCAAUGGUCCCGGACAUCACGGAGCCCAUCCACCAGGGCUCCAUCCAUGGACGAACCCAGAAGCAGGAACACCAGUCUUAAGGUAGAGAUACCUAACAGCUCCGCCACCUCCAGGACUCCAUCCACCUCCCCUAGCCAGCACGACUCGCCGCAGCAACUGUCUGCACAGCCCUCGCCCCCCACGCAGUCCAAGUCACCCAUGCUGCCGGAAUCUCGGCCUCCCACGCCCCCGGAGCCUGAGCCAGGCUCCCGGCGCAGCACCAAGAUGCAGGAGAAGCCGGAAGCCUGGGCUCAUGGCAUCGUCCGGGAAAUCCGGGAAGCCCGGGAAUCGCAGCAGCGGGACCACCCGCGCCUGUCCCCCACCGAAUGGAGGGCCUACGCACAGCGCAAAGGGACCUACUCCCUCUCCGCCCAGUUGGACCGCGACUGUUUGUCCGAACAGCAGCAACAGCAGGACGAGGACGACGAUGAGGACUACUGGGCAUCCAUGAAGACACUGUACGACAAGACCCCUAGCUGCUCGCGUCCCCGGCCGCCCAAACCCAAGCACGCCAUCACCAUCGCUGUUUCAUCCCGGGCACUCUUCAACAUGGUGGACGGCAGGAAAAUCUACGAGGAAGAGGGCCUGGAAAAGUACAUGGAAUAUCAGCUCAACAAUGAGAACGUCAUCUUGACCCCAGGGCCCGCAUUCCGUUUUGUUAAGGCACUGCAGCAUGUCAAUGCUCGACUCCGUGAGCUGUAUCCUGAUGAACAUGACUUAUUUGAUAUUGUACUGAUGACUAAUAACCAUGCCCAAGUGGGAGUGCGGCUUAUAAACAGCGUCAAUCACUAUGGCUUACUAAUUGACCGCUUCUGUCUGACCGGUGGAAAAAGCCCCGUUGGCUAUCUGAAGGCAUAUCUUACCAACUUGUAUCUUUCUGCGGAUUCUGAAAAAGUGCAAGAAGCAAUUCAAGAAGGGAUCGCCUCUGCAACAAUGUUUGAUGGAGCCAAAGAUAUGGCUUACUGUGACACACAGCUCCGUGUGGCCUUUGAUGGGGAUGCCGUCCUCUUCUCUGACGAGUCUGAACAUAUUGCCAAGGAGCAUCGGCUGGAUAAGUUCCUUCAGCAUGAAACACUACUUGAGAAUAAGCCUCUUGCUCAGGUUCCCCUGAAAGGCUUUCUGGAAGAUUUAGGCAGACUGCAAAAGAAGUUUUAUGCCAAAGACGAACGUUUACUUUGCCCUAUCAGGACCUACUUGGUGACAGCCAGGAGUGCAGCCAGUUCAGGCGCUCGUGUGUUGAAAACCCUUCGCCGCUGGGGUCUAGAGAUAGAUGAAGCUCUCUUCCUUGCUGGAGCCCCCAAAGGUCCCAUCUUGGUGAAAAUCCGACCCCACAUCUUCUUUGACGACCAGAUGUUCCACAAUGAAGGGGCACAGAAAUUCGGCACCAUCACAGCUCAUGUACCUUAUGGCAUUAGUCAAAAAAUCAACUCCUAG